Molecule: messenger RNA, 1118 nt
Organism: Chenopodium quinoa (quinoa)
Lineage: Eukaryota; Viridiplantae; Streptophyta; Magnoliopsida; Caryophyllales; Amaranthaceae
Product: inosine triphosphate pyrophosphatase-like
Exons: 8
Coding region: 122-733 (203 amino acids)
Biological process (GO): nucleoside triphosphate catabolic process
Cellular component (GO): cytoplasm
Molecular function (GO): nucleoside triphosphate diphosphatase activity
Source: RefSeq, a predicted model, not a curated record
GGAGCCACAUUUAGCGGUUCAUUUUUUUCUUUUUUUAUUUUUCGCUACAAACCAAUUAAUCAGUCUCUUUCUCUUGGGUUUUAGCAAUAGCUUGCUGUAGAAAAAGUAGGAAUUUUCAAAAAUGUCGGGAGCAACUGUAAGAGGGUUGAUGCUACCAAAACCAGUAACAUUUGUGACUGGAAACCCAAAAAAAUUAGAGGAAGUUAAAGCCAUUCUUGGUCAAUCCAUCCCUUUUCAAUCUCUCAAACUCGACUUGCCAGAAUUGCAAGGAGAGCCUGAAGAUAUUUCUAAGGAAAAAGCUCGUUUGGCUGCAAUUCAGGUUAAUGGACCUGUUCUCGUUGAAGAUACUUGUUUAUGCUUCAACGCUCUUAAAGGGCUUCCUGGGCCUUACAUCAAAUGGUUUCUUGAAAAAAUUGGUCAUGAAGGUCUUAAUAAUUUGCUGAAGGCUUAUGAAGAUAAAUCAGCAUAUGCUAUGUGUGUGUUUUCUCUUGCCCUUGGACCAAGUGCAGAUCCUAUCACCUUUGUGGGGAAAACUAUGGGUAAGAUUGUUCAAGCAAGAGGGCCGAACGAUUUUGGCUGGGAUCCAGUUUUUCAGCCUGAUGGAUACGAGCAGACUUAUGCUGAAAUGCCAAAGGAAGAGAAGAACAAGAUAUCGCACCGGUAUCGAGCUCUUGCAUUGGUUAAAUCCCAUUUUGCUGAGGCUGGAUACACUUUUCACCCACACAAUGCUUAAUAACAAGCAUCAAUUCUGAGUCAUGUAAUUGGUCACAAAAUUUUUAAGCUAAAGAAAGUAAAGAUUAUGGAUAUUUGACUUAAACUUUGAUUAUUUGUUUAAUUUUUAAGCAUCAAUCCUCGAUUGUGGGGGCAUUUUAGUCUUUUUCUUAAUAUCUCUUGCAAUUCAUUAAUUGUUUUGUAAAAUCAUAUUCACAUGGCUGGUAAAGUAUGCACCGACACAAAAUCCUUUAGAUUUUGGGCAAAUACUUGGUAGAUUUUGGUGUUACUUUCUCCAUUAAACCUUUCUAGUCUCUACCCCUUUAAAGUACUUGUAUAACUUAGACUCUCCAAUACAGGCAUACAGUUGAAAGGUAUAAAAAAAGAUUAGUGUUCUUUUUUGUCUC